GCCGGUAACAACAAAACCUGUAUUUUGCUGUGUGAUAUCUAGGUUAGGAUUGUUUGGUCAGAAGUUGAAAUUUGAUAAUUAAAUCAAAUUUUGAUUGAUUUCUGAUACAAAUAUAGUAUAAUUUAGUGUAGUUUUGAACAAUAUCCAAUAUUUAAUAAUGAAUAACGCUAUGAAUGGAGCCAAAGAAGAACGAGACUAUUUUCUUUCUGUUCUUUCAACGUUUAAAAAUUACAGAGAAAGAUCUUUGAACUACAUAAAUUACAAGGAGAAGUGCAUUGAAUCUUUACCUCACAAUCAUAAAGAACUUUUAGAAAAGUACAAAGAAGAUUUGAAUACAUAUAAAAAAUGUGUUGAAAAGAAUGCCGAGUUAAUUCCAUUGGUAUUACAACAUGCUCACAAGAUUUUUGAUAACUUUUACUCGAACGAUGAAGGGGAGCAGCCUGAGAAAAUUGGCAGUUUAUCGGAUGACAGGGUCCAAGUUGUUUUUAAACAACUCAUGAGAGACUGGAGUGACUUGGGAGCAAAUGAGAGAAAACAGUGCUAUGACCCAAUCAUAGAAGAAAUCCUGGAAAAUUAUCCAGAAGACAUAAAUGCGCGCGGUCAUUUUAACAUUCUUGUGCCAGGAGCUGGUCUUGGUAGACUUGCAUUUGAGAUUGCCUCAAGAGGUUUCUCUUGUCAGGGCAAUGAGUUCAACUUGUUCAUGCUUGUUGUGUCCUACUAUGUCCUCAAUUUGUGCACAGACGUCGACCAAUACGAGAUAUAUCCAUGGAUUCACCAAUACUGCAAUUAUUUGAAGCCUGACGGACAAAUGACUAGUGUUAAGUUUCCCGAUAUAAAACCAAGUCCAACCCCUGACAGCAAGUUUUCCAUGACUGCAGGUGACUUUUUGGAAGUGUACAUGGACAGUGACGAAUGGCACUGUGUUGCCACUUGUUUUUUUAUUGACUGCGCCCCCAAUGUGGUGCAAUUUGUGGAGAGAAUCUACAUGAUACUCAAACCAGGAGGGUUGUGGGUUAAUUUGGGCCCGUUAAUGUAUCAUUAUUCCGGGAUACACAAUGAGAAAAGCGUCGAACCCAGCUUUGAGAGGUUAUGUGAAAUCAUCAAGAAAAUAGGGUUUGUUAUGGAGAAAUGCAAGACUGGUUUGAAGACGAAAUAUUGUCAAAAUCCCCAAUCCAUGCUCCAGUAUGAGUAUGAUAGUGUUUUCUUUGUAUGCAGAAAACCAAUUGAAGUGAAACCUGAGGAGAGUAUGACCUAAGUACAAAUAUUACAACAAUGCCAGGAUUUUAUUUUGUCUUUUGUCUGUUUUGAGAAUACAUUUUGUUUUUAAUAUUUUAGGAGUUAAAAGUUUUAUUUUAAUUGUCU
Molecule: messenger RNA, 1362 nt
Organism: Brassicogethes aeneus
Lineage: Eukaryota; Metazoa; Arthropoda; Insecta; Coleoptera; Nitidulidae
Source: the annotation of a GenBank genome assembly